Molecule: messenger RNA, 532 nt
Organism: Limulus polyphemus (Atlantic horseshoe crab)
Lineage: Eukaryota; Metazoa; Arthropoda; Merostomata; Xiphosura; Limulidae
Product: maternal embryonic leucine zipper kinase-like
Exons: 4
Source: RefSeq, a predicted model, not a curated record
CACAUUUUCUUACGAUGAUGAUAUGCACGUGGCACAUCUCAGAUUUCCCGCAACUCCCGAUCGCCGAGCUCCACCUACUCCACUGUCGUCUUCGGCUCGGAAAGUAUUUGGUAGUAUUGAAAAAGGCUUAGAUCGUAUGAGAACUAUGUUGACACCCCGGAAACGCCUUGGGUCUGCUUCUGGUACGGUUGAUGGCCCUCGCCCAGUGAAGGCAUUGUAUAAUGUGUCCACAGCACGGGCUGUCGUCACCCCUGAUCAUCUCCUGGAGUCUCUUCGAAAUGCACUUUUACGUAAAGGAAUCGUGUGUAAACAGAAAGAAGUUGGAAUAAACAAUAUUGAUUUUUUUCCCCUUUGCAAUCCUACUUUAAGCCUUCAUAUUAACAGAGAUUCUAGUCUAGAAGCAGCCCGGAGUACAGAAGCAACAUCUAGGCGCAAUGUGGUGGCGAAAGUCACUCUUGAAGCUGACUUAAUUUUACCUCAAGUGCCAAUGAUAAUCUUGAAAUUGCAAGUCUAUGAUUCCUUCUGGGCCUAA